This is a messenger RNA of Tarenaya hassleriana, 3209 nucleotides long. Its product is annotated as disease resistance protein RPS2-like. Lineage: Eukaryota; Viridiplantae; Streptophyta; Magnoliopsida; Brassicales; Cleomaceae. The record is from RefSeq and is a predicted model, not a curated record. Gene Ontology annotation, molecular function: ADP binding; protein binding; ATP hydrolysis activity.
CCAGUUCAAUUAAUUAAUUAACUGAUAAUAUCCCCAAAAAAAUAUAAAAAGUUUACAGAUUGAAUCCUCAUUUUUUUAAAUUUGCAAAUAUCUGAUGGCUUUGCUAUUCCUUAGUCCUAUUCCGUAUAUUUAAUUAAUUAUUUAAAAGACAAAACGAAAGGCAAAGAAAAGUCCAAAGGCUACACCUUUGAGCAGUGAACAGAGAAGCAGGCGAAGACUGAUUGGCUGAUCUCUCGUAUCUUAAGAAUUCAGACAACCCUAUUGCCGAAGACUUUGACUCAUUCUCAGUCAACUCUUGUCAGAUUCUUGCAUUUGCUACUCCCCUUGUUAUCAUUUUCUGUUUGCUCAUCGAACGAGAGAGUGAAAUCGAUCAUCCAAUGGAUUGCACAUCUCUUGUGGGCGUAGCUGCGAUCUUAUGCGAAUAUCUGUUUCAAAGAACAAGGCAAACGAGUAAUCUCAGUCAAGAAAUCUCCGAGCUUGAAACGUAUAUCAAUGACUUGAAGGCCAUAAGAGAUGACCUGGUUAAACAGAUCGAGCAAGACGAGGUUCAAGGACGGACCAGCACCCACAGAGCCAGAGAGUAACAGAACUCUGUCCAAGCCGCUGAGACAGAAACUAAAACGAUUUUGGGUCAUUAUGAACGACAAAGGCAGAGGACGAGGAGGAGAAUGAGGAGAUACCUCUGUUGUUUAAGGGCAUGUUGCUGUGGGGAUUACAAGCUGAGCAAGAAGGUUUCGGUCAUGCUGAAGAACAUCGGUGAGCUAAAAGAAAGAGCCGGCGAUAUCAAAACUGAUGGUGGGGUGAAUCACGAGCAUUGCAAGGAGAUACCCAUCAGGCCGGCGAUCGGGAUUACAGGAAUGAUGGAUCAGAUCUGGGAGUUUCUUGCCGAGGAAGAAACGGGUAUCGUCGGGAUCUAUGGACCUGGUGGCAUUGGAAAGACAACACUCCUUCAGAACAUCAACAAUGAACUGAUCACGAAAUCUCACGAGUAUGAUGUAGUGAUUUGGGUUACGGUAGCAAGAGAGUUUGCCUUUUGUACAAUUCAGCAUGCCGUCGGAACAAGGUUGGGCUUGUCAUGGGAAGAGAGGGAAAGUGGCGAGCAGAGAGCUCUGAGAAUUUACAGGGCGAUGAAACAGAAGCAGUUCCUGUUGCUGCUUGAUGAUGUCUGGGAAGAGAUUGACUUUGAGAAGGUCGGAAUCCCACGGCCUAACAAGGGAAACAAAUGCAAGGUUAUAUUCACGACUCGUUCCACUUCUGUCUGCAGCGCAAUGGGCGUGCAACGAAGAUUGAAGAUUGAGUUUCUGGGAAAGGAAUAUGCAUGGCAGCUCUUCUGCGAUAAGAUCGGGAGAAUAGACCUUUUGGAGUCACCACCAAUUCGCCCACUCUCCGAAACCAUAUUAAGAAAAUGUGGAGGGCUGCCACUUGCAUUGAUCAAUGUUGGCCGGACCAUGGCCCAUAGAGAAACCGAGGAAGAAUGGAUUCACGUGACUGAAGUUCUCGAUAGAUCUCCAGCUGAGGUACGAGGCAUGGAAGAAGUCUUUGCCCUUUUGAAGUUCAGCUACGACAAUCUUGAGAGUGAUCUGUUGCGAGCUUGUUUCCUGUAUUGUGCUUUAUUUCCGGAAGAAUACUCUGUAGAGAUAGAGAAGCUUGUAGAGUACUGGGUCGGCGAGGAGUUUCUCACCAGCUCCCGUGGCAUUAACGCCAUUUAUAAGGGCUAUGCUCUGAUUGGAGAUUUGAAAGCCGCAUGCUUGUUGGAGACUGGGGAUGAGAGAACACAGGUGAAGAUGCAUAAUGUCCUCAGAAGCUUUGCGCUGUGGAUGGCAACUGAACAAGGUGCUGAGAAGGAGAUGAUUUUAGUUGAACCGAACAUGGGACUCACUGAAGCUCCCGGAGCAGAAAACUGGCGACCAGCAUUGGUGAUUUCAUUGAUGGAUAACAGAAUCUAUAGAUUGCCCGACAAACCCGUCUGUCCGAAUCUGACAACAUUGAUGCUCCAACGCAACAGCAACUUGAAGGACCUUCCGAAAUUUUUCACGCACAUGCCUGUUCUUAGAGUCUUGGACUUGUCCUUCACCAGUCUGACCGAGAUUCCACCAUCCAUUGAGUAUCUGAUCGAGUUGAACCAUCUUGCUCUGUCAGGAACAAAGAUAAGUGCAUUACCCAGAGAGGUCGGAAAUCUCAAAAAGCUGAAGCAUCUGGACCUGCAAAGAACUCAGCUUCUUCAAACGAUCCCACGAGAUGCCAUCUGUAGGUUGAGCAAGCUCGAGGUUCUUAACUUGUACUAUAGUUAUGCAGGUUGGGAAAUGCAGGCCUUUGAACCAUCAGAUGAAGAAGAACUCCGGUUUUCACACUUGGAACACCUGAAAAAUCUCACCACGCUUGGUAUUACUGUUCUAUCACAGGAGACCCUGAACAUGCUCCAAGAGUUUACCGUCUUACACAAGCACAUACAGUAUCUUCAUAUCGAACAGUGCCAUGGCCCGUCCCUGUUAAAUCUUCCAUCCGAACUUGGCAGGAGGCUGAGAAGACUAAGUAUCAAAAGUUGCCAUGACUUGGAACACCUGGCCGUGUCCACAGAGGCUGAAAGUACCAGCAUUGACUGGCUGCCAAAUCUUGAGGUUCUGACCUUACACAGCCUCCGUAACUUGACAAGGGUCUGGGAGAAUCCAGUAAGCCAGGAGUGCCUACGAAGUGUCAGAUGCAUUAACAUUUCGCGUUGCCCCAAGCUGAAGAAGGUCUCAUGGCUUCUUCAACUUCCCAAGCUAGAGGUGGUUGACUUGUUCGACUGCAGAGAGCUAGAAGAACUGAUAAGCGAACAAGAAAGGUACUCUGCUGAAGAUCCAGCCUCGUUCCCCAGCCUGAAGACUUUAUCAUUGAGGAAUCUCCCGGAACUGAGAAGCAUCCUUCCAUCUCAAUUUUUGCUUCCAAAUCUGGAGACUUUAGCUAUUUCAGAUUGCCCCAAGAUGAAGGAACUGCCAUUUCUAGGGAAGAUGCAAAAGAAGGUGCCAACAGUUUACGGAAACAAAGAAUGGUGGGAUGCACUGGAAUGGGACGAACUUCACCAACCUGACAUAAAGCUUCUAUGUCUCCCAUGAUUCCAAACCAAACUGAUGGGACAUUAUAGAAACAGUCAUGUACACACAAUAUCUGGUCGUUAUACACCACCCUCGAAAAUGAAUGGAAGAAAAACAAAGUGCUCAACUUAAGCA